Molecule: messenger RNA, 956 nt
Organism: Lutra lutra (Eurasian river otter)
Lineage: Eukaryota; Metazoa; Chordata; Mammalia; Carnivora; Mustelidae
Product: collagen alpha-1(I) chain-like
Exons: 2
Coding region: 1-720 (239 amino acids)
Source: RefSeq, a predicted model, not a curated record
AUGUGCAGCGGCCCGGGCAGCGCGCGCGGACCGCGAGGGAAGGCGGCCACAAGCGCAGCGCGGGCUCGCUCCGUUCCCCCCGGCGCCCGCGGCUCGGACGGGGCUGACCACGGAGGCUCCCAUCCACGCACCCAGCGCCUGGGGCCGCCGAGCUGGAUCUCAGGCACUCUCGACCCGGAGGAGAGCGAGGGUGACCGGGACAGGACGGUAGCCCCGGGCCGGCCGGGCCGCCCUGCGGGGAGACCAGCGCGCGCCGGGGGCCCCCCGACCCCAUGCGGCCCAGGGUCCAGGACGCGGCAGCGGAAUGGGGAGGGGCCGCCGCCGCGCGCCGCGGGGAACAAGGCCGGGGCCCCAGGACGGCAGGUGCCGACACGGCCCCGCACAGCUCGGAUUGCAGCAACUCUGCGGCCCGGGGCGCUGGGGGCGGCCGACCCCGCGCCCGGCGGGCCCUUGCGCCCGGGAGACCAAGCCCCCGCGGGCACUAGCGUGGAGAACUACCGUAGCUGGACGAGGGCCCCUUCUGCACACCGGGCGAGCGUCCCGCGCGCGCUCUCCGCGCAGCCCUGGGCGCUGGGGCGGGGAGGGGGCGCCGGAGCCGGGCCCCCAGGUCUCCCGGCUGGAGCCGCUCCCGGCGCGGAGUGCAGCGGCCCAGCACAGAGCGGGUGGGAGCCGCUAUUCGCGAGGCCAGAAGCCACUUUGGGAUUUCGACUUCUGUGUUAAAAAUGAGUGCGUAAAGCGGAAUUCACGUGCGGACCUCAGAGCCUCACAGCACAUUGGAGAAGAUCUGGAAAGGACAUUAUCAACAGCGUCACCUCCAGAAAGGGCCGAGGGAAGGGGAUGGCGGGGGAAGACGCUUUCCUUGUGUAGCUUUGUGUUGUUUUGUUGUUGCUGUUGUUGUUUUUUCAAAUAAAAAAUGUUUUCAGGGGCGCCUGAUUGGGGGUCCCGAGUUCAAGGCA